AUGGAGCAGAAACUAGCUGGAAUCGCUGACAUCUCAGGGAAAGAAUUCGAUUUCGUUGUCGCCGGCGGCGGCACCGCAGGUUGCGUCGUGGCAGCCAGGCUGAGCGAGAACCCGAACAUAUCUGUCGCUUUGUUGGAAGCAGGCCCCGCGCACUUCGACGACCCGCUAGUUUCUGGCUACGUCGGUUGGACGGGAACCGUCACCAAUCCUGAAUAUGACUGGAAUUACCUCACAACGCCACAACGAGGCUUCAAAGGGGAACCCACGAUAUUCCCCAGAGGUCGUGGUCUCGGCGGCUCAUCCCAGAUUAAUUGGUUGAUAUGGCAGCUGCCACAACGCGAAGAGAUGGAUGCUGUGGGCAAGCUUGGAAAUGAGGGCUGGAACUGGGAGACCUUUCACAAGUAUGCGAAGAAGGUGCAAAGGUUCUGUCCGCCUGACCCGAACGAGCGGAAUGAGUUCAAGAACCUGUAUAAGUCCGACGCCGUGGGGCACGAUGGCCCGAUUUCGAUCUCAUUCGGGCGCGACAGCUGCGGCGCCGACGCUGCCUGGCAACGCGCUCUUGCGGUGAACGGAGUCGAUACAAUAAGCACGGCGCUCGACGGCGACAUCGCUGGGACGUGGAAGGGUGUCGCAAAUGUGGACCCUGUGAGCCGGAGCCGUGCAUAUUCUGCCAAUGGCUACCUCUAUCCUGCGCUCGACCGUCCCAACCUCAAGGUCCUGGUGGAUGCAUAUGUGUACAAGCUCAUUACUUCCGAGCACGCAGACGAAGUCGUCGCAACCGCGGUCGAGUUCGAACAUGGUGGACAGGUGCACAAGGUCUUUGCGCGCAAGGAGGUUAUUGUCUCUGCUGGGCACGUUGCUGUGAAGUCACCGCAUAUCUUGGAACUCAGUGGUGUCGGUGACCGGAAGAUCCUUGAACCUUUGGGUAUCCCUGUUCAACUGGACUUGCCCUCGGUCGGCACAAAUGUGCAGGAGCAUGUUACGAUGAUUGGCAGCCGGAUUAAGAUGGUCGAAGACCGCGGCCUUAUCACUUUCGGCAUGCUCGAUGACAGGGAGUUCGCCGAGAAGCUCCGGGUGACACUCGGCCUGAAGGACUCCUUCAACCUUGCCCAGGACGGCUUCUCAUUCGUACCCAUCCAGAUUGGUUCAGAGCGUGCUGAGCAGCUCGUGCAGAAGCAGCGCGCAAAGUUCGCCAAAGGCGAUUAUUCUCCUGGACUCAAGGCGUCGUACGAGAAGCAGCUCGAGCUGCUUGCGAACCCCAAGGUGCCCGACUUCGAGAUUUUUUUCUUCCCGUCCACAUUUCCUAUACCCCCGCCGGAGCCCAGUAAGCCGCACGUUGGCAUCUACUCGCUUGUUAGUCGGCCAUUCACACGCGGGACAAUCCACGUCCAGUCUGCUGACCCGAAGGCAUGGCCGGCGAUCGACCCACACUACUUCGAGGAGGAUAUUGAUAUGGAUAUUAUGGUCGAUGCAAUGAAGUUUAUUCGCAAGGUGACCCGGACUGAACCAUUUAAGUCGCUUGUUGUCGAGGAACAGCUUCCCGGACCAAAUGUGAACACCGACGAGGAGAUAUCUGCAUAUGUUCGCAAGAACACUUGUUCGAGUUUCCAUACGACUGGAAGCAUGUCAAUGAUGCCUCGCGACAAGGGCGGUGUCGUUGACCCGCGAUUCAGGGUAUACGGUACCAAGAACAUCCGUGUUGUGGACUUGUCUAUUCUUCCAAUUCACACGGCCGUUCAUCCUCAGGCCACUGUGUACGCGAUUGCGGAGAUGGGUAAGUCUUCAAACCUACGUCCUGUGCGGAAUUCUGGUCGUUUGCUGAGUUGUGCCUUGCCAACAGCGUGUGAUGUCAUUAAGCGGGACUAUCAGUAGUCUUCAGUAGUGCACAGAGUAUUUUUUUGUGUACUUCUAGAGCAUCCAUAUGGAAUCUGAGGCCUGAUUGCCCUGCCGUCUUCUGAGCUAUUUGAGAGAUGAAUAUUUGAUGUGUUAUGCCA
This is a messenger RNA of Phanerochaete carnosa HHB-10118-sp, 1994 nucleotides long. RefSeq lists its product as uncharacterized. The coding region runs from base 1 to 1872 and encodes 623 amino acids. NCBI's taxonomy places the organism in Eukaryota, Fungi, Basidiomycota, Agaricomycetes, Polyporales, Phanerochaetaceae. Gene Ontology annotation, molecular function: oxidoreductase activity, acting on CH-OH group of donors; flavin adenine dinucleotide binding. The transcript has 13 exons. The record is from RefSeq and is a predicted model, not a curated record.